Molecule: messenger RNA, 369 nt
Organism: Trichoplax adhaerens
Lineage: Eukaryota; Metazoa; Placozoa; Uniplacotomia; Trichoplacea; Trichoplacidae
Exons: 2
Coding region: 1-369 (122 amino acids)
Source: RefSeq, a predicted model, not a curated record
AUGACUGAAACUUUGAAAGGUUUGGACGAUACCGAAAUAGCCUCUUUAUACGAAAAAAUACACAAGGAAGGUACAUUAGAAUUAACCCGUAGAUACCCGAGCCCUAAACAAAAUGCUAAGCAGCCUAAGCCUGAUCAGAGUCAUGGCCAAAAUAAGCUAAUAACAGAGGCCAGGCACCAAAGUCAAACUAUUCAAGAAAGCAGUAGCUUUGAUAUAUUCGAUGAUAUCGAUGCGGAAGAGGACUUACUACGGCCUGUUAAAAUAACUUCCAUGACUAACAGAAGUAAACGUGAUAAAAUGACAAGAUUUGACGAUGUUUUGCAAAGCAUCGCAAGAAUGAAACAUGGAGAUAUCAGUAAGGAAGAUUAA